Messenger RNA from Daphnia carinata, 1979 nucleotides. RefSeq lists its product as uncharacterized. NCBI's taxonomy places the organism in Eukaryota, Metazoa, Arthropoda, Branchiopoda, Diplostraca, Daphniidae. The record is from RefSeq and is a predicted model, not a curated record. Bases 173 to 1636 code for a protein of 487 amino acids. The transcript has 10 exons.
CCACGAGUCGCACGCGGCGUCAGUACCACCUCGACGGUUAACAGAUUCGAACGUGUUUUGUUUGCUUAGUCAAAAAGAUUGGUUGCUGUUUUCCUUUUAGCCGGAUGAUGACUUAAGAAGAUUCCGGCCGCAAAUUUUUUUUUACGACAAAAGAAAUAAAAGCACGUUCACUAUGGCACGUCGACAGCAACAACAGCUCAUCAUUGGAUUACUACUCUUUUGUGUCAUCAUUGACGCAGUGCAAUCUCAAGAAUUGAAAAAUGGUACGGCCUGCAAGGAAGAAAUUCUUCAACUUGUUUGCGACUCGGAAUCCGAAGUCCUCGUUAUCCAUCGAGCUGUUUUCGACGGCCAAGAUACUGACGGAUGUGGAUUCUUUAUGCCGAUUAACAUUUCCUCAUUGCUACCAGCCACGUCAUCCGCAGCUCCUGAUUUGAAUCAAAAGAAUUUGACGGAACAAGAAGAUGAAGAGGAAGGCUUCGGUCGUAGGCAAUUAUUCUCUGUCCAAUCAACUGUCAACCGCCGAUGUAGCGGAUUUAACAACUGCACUGUGCAGUUGGAGAACGAUGAACCACAGGCGAAACAGUGGGGCAAUGGCAAACUUCAAGUUCUCUACAAUUGUAUCCCAGCCAUGUCUGCAAAGUACAGCUGUAAAGCCAUCAUCGAGAUCGUCACUCCCGAGAUGUCGUCCAGUCCAAAUAAUUUGAUGGUCUCCGACGAAGCUUCGGAAAAAACAGCAGAAAUUGUUACAGAAAAACCUAAAUGGUAUCCUGGACCGAAGCAAGUCCACGGAUGGGGUUACCUCCAUAACGUAAAAUACCCGGAAUACUAUCGCGGAAAUGAUAAAGGAGAAGCAGUUGAUUGCCGUUGGACCAUCCGAGCCAAUCACGGACGUCGGGUUCGACUGACUUUAUUGGAUCUCUCCAUCAGAAGUGUGGUGCAGGGCGAACACGAAUGUCAAGAUGUUCUGACCGUGACGGAACAUUCACGUCUUUUACUCAACAAAUGUGGGGACGUCGAAGAACCUGUCGUUAUUGAAUCAUUUGCCGAUGAGGUUAACAUUACCCUAUCGGUCAAAUCAAAGUUCCAAUCGAAAAGGGGCUUAAUGGCCUACUUCACUGCUAUGGGUUGCCCAACGCCCAGGACUCCUAAACAAGGUCAUCUAGUUAGCGGAAGUAAUUCCUCGAGGGCGGAAUUUCUCUGCUCCGUCGAUCACGUGUUUCCCGAUACGGGUAUACGUUCGCGCAAUCUCACCUGUCUGAGUCAAGAAGGGCAUAGAUGGAACGAGGAUUUGCCGGAUUGCAUAGAUGUUAAACACUUUAAUAAUAAAUCGUCGUCAAUCCACCAUAUCAUUCGGGAUCAAAAAGUCAAUAAAAAUUCAACCGAACCGGAAGUUGGUGAAUUGACCAACUACAGUCUGACUUAUGAUUUGAUUGUGCCCACGUCGAUUAUUGCGGGACUUAUCUUUGGUAAUCUCCUCGUCUUGGCAGGGGUCAUCCAUUGUCGUCGACGCAACAGGAAAUUGGGCAGUCCAAAGGUCGAAAAUGGAACUGGUGGUGAUGUAGAAGAGUGUGUUCCGCUUCAGGAGACGCCUGGACCUAGUGAUGUUCCACAAAAUCGAGUUGGAACACCAGUUUGAUGUCAAAAACAAGUCAAUUUCAUUAUUUUUAACAAUAAUUCUCAUCAACAGGCCAAGAAAACAGUAAAGCUCAUCAAAUAUUUGACAAACGUAAAAAAAAAUACUCCCUUUUAAAAGCUAAUUGUAUUAUGUUUCUCCUUUUUUCUAAAAAAUUUCGGCUUUGAUGUUUCGUGUCAUGUCUCACCUGCCGCUCUCUUCUUGCCGUGCAAUUCGUUUUCUUGUCAACUUUUUGUUGUUCUCUAACAAGUGUCGCUUUUAUCCAUCAUGAAAUCACCAAAAAUUUCGCAAAUUAUAAUUUGAAUUGCAUUAUCAGUGUCCUAAUACAUAAAAAAAAAAACUAAAA